This is a messenger RNA of Erigeron canadensis, 819 nucleotides long. RefSeq lists its product as uncharacterized. The record is from RefSeq and is a predicted model, not a curated record. Bases 1 to 819 code for a protein of 272 amino acids. The transcript is spliced from 2 exons. Lineage: Eukaryota; Viridiplantae; Streptophyta; Magnoliopsida; Asterales; Asteraceae.
AUGCAAAAACAUAUUGGUUCCACCACAAUCAUCGACGAACCGUUCGAAUGGUCCGACGAUAGUAGUUUAGAGGUGUUUGCUAACGCCAUUGAGUCCGAAGAAGCCGAAAGUUUCAUGACGCGGUCACGGGCGAAACGUAAAGUCGUGACCCGCAACCAUUGGACUGCUUUAGAAAGGUUGCACCGCGACUACUUUUGUGAAGAACCGAAAUACGACGAUGAUUUUUUGAAGAUAGGUAUCGAUUUAUGGAUAUGGCACGCCUUUUUUGGUCCUCCGAGUGCUCUAAACGACAUCAAUGUGCUGCAACAAUCUCCCUUGUUCAUCCCCGAGCGUCUGGGCAUUGCUCCUUGCGUUCCAUUCAGUGUAAAUGGGCGUACUUAUAAAUGUGGCUAUUAUAUAGUCGAUGGCAUAUAUCUUACAUGGUCUACGUUUGUUAAAGCGUACAAAUACCCUACCGACCUGAAAGAAAAAAUGUUCAAAACGGCACAAGAGGCGGCUCGCAAAGAUAUUGAACGGGAAUUUGGUGUUCUCAAAGGAAAAUGGCAUAUCAUUGAUCGACCGUUUCGACAACGGUCACUAGGAACAAUAAGGAACUUGGUGUAUGCGUGUGUGAUUCUGCACAACAUGAUCAUUCAGGAUAGUGGUCGUGCGAUUUGCCCAGUUCAUAUAGGAGAUCCAGUUGUCCGCCCAAGUAGUCAUCGGGACGCCUUACCGGAGAUACAGGACGAGGAGACACAUUUCCGUCUCCGGUAUGAUCCGACAGAGCAUAUAGCGGGUCUAAACUUACCACACCUCCAGCCGAACGAUGAUGAGGAGUAG